Alligator sinensis (Chinese alligator) is the source of this 4949-nucleotide messenger RNA. It is a transcript of the gene CRY2, whose product is annotated as cryptochrome circadian regulator 2. Gene Ontology annotation, biological process: circadian regulation of gene expression; negative regulation of DNA-templated transcription; entrainment of circadian clock by photoperiod. The coding region runs from base 525 to 2168 and encodes 547 amino acids. The record is from RefSeq and is a predicted model, not a curated record. The transcript has 12 exons. Gene Ontology annotation, cellular component: cytoplasm; nucleus. Lineage: Eukaryota; Metazoa; Chordata; Crocodylia; Alligatoridae. Gene Ontology annotation, molecular function: FAD binding; DNA binding.
GUGGCGCAGAUCCCUUCUCGCAGGCCAGCGCCUCGCCCGCUCUGCUCUGCGCACUGCGCCACAGGCCCCUUGCGGCGCGUGGGCGGUUUUGUUUGGAUGUUAGGAACUGCUUUCUCAUGAGGAGGGUGGUGAAGCACUGGGCCAGGUUACCCAGAGAGGUGGUGGGAUCUUCGUCCUUGGGGGCUUUUAAGACCCGGUUGGACAAUACCUUGGGAGGGAUGAUCUAUUUGGAGAUGGUCCUGCUUCGAGCAGGGGCUGGGCCAGAUAACUUACUGAAGUCCCUUCCUGCCCUCCUUGUCUGUGUGACGUGGGAACUGGAGGUUUGGUAGGAUGAGGGCUCUCCAGAGCAGGAGUUUCCACCCCUGCUGGAUUCAUAACAAAUGCUGCCCCCUGUUGAUUGAGCUGGAGAUGAGUAUGGGAUCAUUUGGGCAGGAAGGGCCUUGUGUGUUAUCGGUGACAGCAGCUGGGUUGCCUUAACCACACACGGCUACUGCAGUGGUCUCUGACAGACCUUUGAUCUUUUUAUGACCUUGAAGGAAACUAAGCUGUUAGCCACUUGCUGUCUUUUGAUUAGUCAGGAGAUUGCCUUUAGGAAUAGAACCGGGUUUCUACUCCAGUCCCUGGAAGACUUGGACAACAGUUUAAGAAAACUCAAUUCUCGCUUGUUUGUGGUACGGGGUCAACCAACAGAUGUCUUUCCAAGACUCUUUAAAGAAUGGGGAGUGACUCGUCUUACCUUUGAGUAUGACUCAGAACCAUUUGGGAAGGAGAGAGAUGCAGCUAUCAUCAAACUGGCCAAGGAAGCUGGAGUGGAGGUGGUAGUUGAGAACUCUCACACACUCUAUGACCUGGACAGAAUAAUUGAGCUGAAUGGCAACAAACCACCCCUCACCUACAAACGUUUCCAAGCCAUCAUUAGCCGCAUGGAGCUUCCCAAGAAGCCAGUGAGCAGCAUAACAAGCCAGCAGAUGGAGAAGUGCAAAGCUGAGAUCCAGGAGAAUCAUGACGAUGUGUAUGGAGUCCCAUCUCUGGAGGAGCUGGGUUUUCCCACAGAUGGUCUUGCUGCAGCAGUUUGGCAAGGAGGGGAAAUGGAGGCCUUGGCACGCCUGGAUAAGCAUUUGGAAAGAAAGGCUUGGGUUGCAAAUUAUGAAAGGCCAAGGAUGAAUGCCAACUCGCUGCUGGCCAGCCCAACAGGGCUCAGUCCCUAUUUACGCUUUGGUUGCUUGUCCUGCCGCCUGUUCUACUACCGCCUCUGGGAGCUAUAUAAGAAGGUGAAGCGAAAUAGCACCCCACCUCUCUCACUAUAUGGACAGCUGCUUUGGCGUGAAUUUUUCUAUACAGCAGCCACCAACAACCCCAAAUUUGACCGUAUGGAAGGGAACCCAAUCUGCAUCCAGAUCCCCUGGGACAGGAAUCCUGAAGCCUUGGCAAAGUGGGCCGAGGGCAAAACAGGCUUUCCCUGGAUUGAUGCUAUCAUGACGCAACUGCGGCAAGAAGGCUGGAUCCACCACCUAGCCAGGCACGCUGUGGCCUGCUUCCUGACCCGGGGUGACCUCUGGAUCAGCUGGGAGUGCGGAGUAAGGGUGUUUGAUGAGCUGCUUCUGGAUGCAGAUUUCAGUGUAAACGCAGGCAGCUGGAUGUGGCUUUCGUGCAGUGCUUUCUUUCAACAGUUCUUCCACUGCUACUGCCCUGUGGGCUUUGGCCGUCGCACAGAUCCCAGUGGUGACUACGUUAGGCGAUAUCUGCCCAAGCUAAAAGGCUUUCCCUCGCGAUACAUCUAUGAGCCCUGGAAUGCCCCAGAGUCGGUGCAGAAGGCAGCCAAGUGCAUCAUUGGGGUGGACUACCCCAAACCCAUGGUGAACCAUGCUGAGACCAGCCGGCUAAACAUUGAGCGCAUGAAACAGAUAUACCAGCAGCUGUCACGCUACAGGGGGCUCUGUUUAUUGGCAUCAGUCCCUUCCUGUGCAGAUGAUCUCAGUGGCCCAGUCACAGAUCCAGCUUCAGUUCAGGGCUGCAGCACCAGUACAGCAUUGAAGCCAUCACAGUCUGGCCAGGCCUCUCCAAAGCGCAAGCAUGAGGGAAUAGAGGAGAUGUGCACAGAGGACCUGUAUAAACGAGCCAAAGUGACAGGUCUGCAUGGUCCAGAGAUUCCCAGCAAGAGCUUGUGAAUCCAGAGAUGAGAGAUUCACAAGGGAAGAGUCGGAGCACUGGAGUGGUCACGCCACAGCAGUAAAGGGGUGCUGCUGUGAAAGGGAUCAGAACGUGUGAUCAGCAGCUGAAAAUGUUGGGUGUCUAUGUGAAUGUGUAACUCCGAUGGUUGCCACACUGGGGCAUUGCAUCAUUUUUGCUUGGGUAUGUUUUGGCUCAUUGACAUAUAAAAGCCCCAGGAACCAAACCUAUCCCUUCUGAGGCAAACCCAGAGUUGAGGAGACAAGAGGUUUUUUUCUGUUGACUUGUUCACUCCCAGGUGUAUCUUUUCUUCCUAGGUGUCAAUCAGUGCAUGAAACUUAAUGCCUAGCUGAAGUGAGCAGCAUUUGUCUGUCUCAAAAGAAAUACUCAACCUUCCUCACUCUUAAAUGGCAGUCAAUGAGAUUAAACUGCAGCCUGCAUUUGGAUAACGUUCUCUGGUGUGCAAGAUAUUGAAUACUCUAGUGGCUUCCCAGGUGGCGUGGUUUCAAGCACUCCACCCCCAAAGCAUAUUAGAAUGCCUGCAUAUGCCUGUCAGCACAGUGGGAAUUAAUGCAGGAAUUGUAAGGUGGGCAAGAAACCCACCUGAGGAUAUGGCAACAGGUAGUAUUGAAAGGGGAACUGCUGGGCUGGAAGAAGGUUACUGCUGGAGUCUUUCAAGCAUUGGUUUUAGGACUAAUCUUACCAAAGCUCCUGCUUCUUGUUUAUUUAAUAUUCUCAUCUCAUGACUUUGGCACAAAAUGUAAGAAGAAUAUGCUGACAGGUUUUGGAUGACCACAAGAUGUGUUUUCAUCAUGGAAGAUCAGGAUAAUGUGCAGGAAGAAUUGCAUGAAUUUGAGCACUGGAGUAAUCGAAAUGAGAUGAAACAGUACAAAGUGGUUAUGCAUUUUUGGAGAUUAAUUAUCAGAGUUGCUUCAAGCAGCUAGAACCUCGUCAGCUGGAACAACUAAAAAGCAGAAAGAUUUGGAUGUGCUGGUCAGUCACAGGAUGACUAUAAACCUCUAUUGUGAUAGUCACAGGAAAGAAAAAUGCCGUCUUGUAUUGUAUCUGGAGAGAGAUUAUCAGUAAAGGGCAUUUUAUGCCAUUGUAUAAGACCCUGGUAAGUCUUUAUCUGGAAUUAUAUGCAAUUUUGGUCAUUUUGAUUCCAGAAAAAAAUACAAGUUGGAACAGGGGAAGAGUUAAUUAGAUAAGUAGAAGAAUGGAGAGUCUUCUUACAAAAGAAGGCUGAAAGAGGUUGGCUUGUUUAGCCUAGUAAAUGAAGGCUGAAAAGAGAAACAAUCUCUCCCUACAUUACUCAAGAAUGCAAAUAUUCUUCAUUCUUGGAUGAAGACUAAAUCAGCAAAUGCUUAGCAUGACCCUGAACAUUCUCCAAAAGGGACAUGGGACCAUUUCCCAGGCUGGACAGCUCUUGGAGGUCACUGUGAGAGGAAGCUCCUAGAGAUGGGGUAGGAAGAUUUCUUUUGAGAAUAAGCCUAUGACUGGAUCAUGCAUGAAGAUUUCUCUUUGAAACUUGCUGCUCCAAUAACAGAAAAAGCUACACCUGGUAUGGAGAACAGUCCUAGCCCUACCAGGGUCUGGACUCUGUCUCUCCUGUACUAAUUUACCUGAGAGGAAAUCCUUUCAAACAGAAUGAUCAGUGUCCUGUGUGGAGUCUGUGCAGCAUCUGAUGUGGAGUGAAUGUGCUACUGGGAUAAGGCUGGGCUAUGGGGCAACUCCCAUAAGCAAGUCUUCCUUGGGCUCCAUAGCCCAUUUCAUGUGGAUGUCCAUCUCCUGUAGCUUGCAGUGUUUUUGCAUUUGUGGUUUGGGUUUCUACACUAACCCCCUUGCACAGUACCCCUGCCUCUUGUACCUAAACCAGUGCUUUGUAUACUGACCACACAACUUUGUAGCUUAUAGACUGUCACUUUCCCUGGUCUUGUUCAGUCUCUGUUGUGCGUUGUUUCAACGUGGUGCUGGCACGGGGUUUCUGUUUGCAACCCCAGAUGAUGUGGGGAGGGUGGUUGUAGAAGAGCCUCUGUUUCUUAGCCUUCACCGGGGAUUGUGUCCCGUGGCUGGUCCCUUAAAAUGAGAUGCUGUUAGCACUAUUUUCAUUUACUGUCUGAAAUGACUCACUCCUACUUGACACAGAUACAGUCCCUAGCUGAAAAUAACUGCUUAGGUUCAUAUACUGCUCAACAUUAAUAGCCUGCUCCUUUGCUGUAGAGAGCAGACUGUUUCCCACCUGGGAUGAAAUAUUUACAUUAUGUAUUGGGGCCUUCACUUUGAACCCAUAAAUGAACUUGGGACUAUAAAUGGAAACUGACUCAAAGGUAUCUGAAAGGAUGAGUGGAGAAGUUGGGGCAGCGGUACUGUGUCCAAAAGCAGUUUUAUUAAAGAGCAGCUAAAUAACCUUUCCAUCCCACUAAUAACAUUAGGACACUGACCCUAGUUUUCUUUUCCCAGAGGAAUCCAUUGGCCAGACUUCCCAAGGAAACAAGUGAGUUGCUCCUGGCCUCAGUUUGAUAUUUCCAGCUCCUCUUUAAAGGGGCUUGUGUUUUGUCCCCCAUAAUCCUUACCCAGCAGGCCCCCACUUUCUGAUGGCAGAAGGUUGCAGGGGAAGGAGAUUCUCUCUGUCCCGUGCUGCAGGGGGGGAAAGGGGAAAAUUGCAUUUUGUAUCUUUAUAGAAUUCAAAAACUGUGAGUUUUGUCAUUUGGAAGGUUUCAUGCUUACACAACAGUUUGUAAAUAUGACACACUUUUUUUAUAAAUGUCUUUAACCCACUA